Dicentrarchus labrax (European seabass) is the source of this 1211-nucleotide messenger RNA. RefSeq names its product protocadherin gamma-A12-like. Gene Ontology annotation, biological process: homophilic cell-cell adhesion. Gene Ontology annotation, molecular function: calcium ion binding. The annotation marks the transcript as partial. The record is from RefSeq and is a predicted model, not a curated record. The transcript has 4 exons. NCBI's taxonomy places the organism in Eukaryota, Metazoa, Chordata, Actinopteri, Moronidae. Gene Ontology annotation, cellular component: plasma membrane.
AUGUUGACGGCACAGGAACUUUACGCAGCGCUAAUAAUUAUGACGCAUACCUGACAACAGGAUCUAGAACCAGUGACUUUAAGUUCGUGAUAUCCUUACACUUAUGGCACCACAACAAGCCAGCUGACCAGACCUAUGAAAAGUCCAAGGACUUCCCGGCUGACGUAUUUGGAGACAGUGAUGGUUCUCCUGAGCCCGUCUAUGGAGACGUGACCUACUCUAUCCCGGAGGAGAUGAAACGUGGAUCUGUAAUUGGAAAUAUCGCUAAGGAUGUGGGACUUGACUCGGGCAGACUGUCUGCUCGCAAGGCUCGUAUCGACACUGAGGACAACAGCGUUAAGUACUGCGGCGUAAAUAUCAACACCGGAGACUUGAUCGUGCAAGAGAGGAUCGACAGAGAAGGGCUUUGUGGGAAAAAGGCGUCAUGUGUUCUGAAACAGGAACUCAUCAGUGCUAAAGAUGGUCUUGGAUUGGUGUCAUAUGCAACUUUAAUAAUUGAAAUUACAGACAUAAAUGAUAAUGCUCCAGUUAUAUAUCUGAAAUCACUGUCUAACCUUAUACCUGAGAAUGUAUCACCUGGUACAGAGGUGGGCAUCAUUAAUGUACAGGAUAGAGACUCUGAGACUAACAGACAGGUCCGCUGCUCCAUUCAGCAAAACGUCCCUUUUAAGUUGGUUCCUUCUAUUAAAAACUAUUAUUCUCUGGUGACCACAGGACAACUGGACCGUGAACUAGUGUCUGAUUACAACAUUACAAUCACUGCCACUGACGAGGGCUCUCCACCUCUGUCCUCCUCUAAAACUGUUCAGUUAUCUGUAGCAGACAUCAACGACAACCCACCUGUGUUUGAGGAACAGUCCUACAGCGCAUAUGUGACUGAAAAUAACAAACCUGGCUCCACUUUAUGUUCCGUUACUGCUCGAGACCCCGACUGGAGACAAAACGGUACAGUGAUUUAUUCUCUGUUAGCUGGUGAGGUGAACGGUGCCCCUGUGUCCUCCUAUCUGUCUGUUAACGGAGACACGGGGGUGAUCCACGCUGUGAGGUCGUUUGAUUAUGAACAGUUCAGGAGUUUUAAAGUCCACGUGAUGGCCAGAGACAACGGUUCUCCUCCACUCAGCAGCAACGUGACCGUCAGUGUCUUUAUAUCUGAUGUGAAUGACAACUCUCCUCAGAUACUGUACCCCGCCCCGAGGGCAACUCGUUCAUGA